Cyanistes caeruleus (blue tit) is the source of this 2105-nucleotide messenger RNA. Lineage: Eukaryota; Metazoa; Chordata; Aves; Passeriformes; Paridae. The record is from RefSeq and is a predicted model, not a curated record.
CCCAGGGAGCCCUGUCCCCCUCCGUGGUGGGAUGGGCCACAGCCAGGUCCCCCUCCUGGUCCUGAGGACACCUGGGAUGAGCCCCCCUGGGAUGAGCCACCCUGGGAUGAGCCACCCUGGGAUGAGCCACCCUGGGAGCACCAGCACAGGAGACACCGGCACAGGAGGCACCCGCCCAGGGGCUCCAGACCCUUCCCUGGCUCCGGUGACGCCCCGUGGAAGGAGGAGGAGAGAUGGGGACCCCACUACUGCCCCCCGCCACCCCCCUGGGGUGACAGAGAAGAAUUCCAAGGGCCUGAGGACGGCUUUGGAGACAGCUGGCACCUGGAUGUGCUCCCUGAUUCCUGGCCUGGAUUUCCUGAGGAGGAGCAGCCCCCACCCUGGCCCCCCACCGGCCCUCCACGGAACCCAGGAGCUUUCCAGGAACACCGCCCGCCCUGGAGCCACCACCCGGCUGGGAGACGCCGCCUCCGCAGGAGCCACCACCGGCAGCUGACCGUGGUCCCCCGGGCAUGGUGUCCCCCAGCCCCCCGAGGGCACAAGCAACACUCCAAGCGCUCUCCUGCCAUCUCCAACUCGAGCCAGCCAGCGGCCAGGAAGGAGCCACAGCCCCCGGAUCCUGCCCAGCCCCUGGAUCCUGCCCAGCCCCAGGGUCCUGCCCAGCCCCAGGGUCCUGCCCAGCCCCAGGAUCCUGCCCAGCCCCCGGAUCCUGCCCAGACCCCUGCUCCCCUCCAAGGUGCUGCGGAGACGCCGGAACAGCCGCAGGAUGUGCCAGUGGGGACUGGGAAUGUCCUGGAGCCCCCCAGUCCUGCUGGGAGCCCUCUGGAGAGCCCGGCUGCCGAUGCCGGUGCUGCGGAGCCGCCGGUUGAGCUGGAAGCUGGGCAGACCCCUGUGGGCAGCCAGGACCAUGAUCCCUGUGCUUUGGGGACAGAUCCAACCCCUCCAGAGGAGACCUCCAGCUAUCCCCAGAUCCAGGAGCACCUUGAGGUAGAGCCGUGCAGUCCCGGUGUCCCCAAGGCUGGCACCGCUCAUGGGUCACAUCCCCAGAGCCCAGCAGCCCCUCCACACCCUGCCAGGAGGGAACUCCUGGAAUCCAGCUCCUCUGGAGAGGCAGGGGCUGAGCUCAGCCCACAUUCCUGGGAGCAGCCGCCGCGUGGAGCUGGAGAAGCCGAGGCAGAAGCUGCCCAGGAUGGGCCUCUGCAGAGCCUUCAGCUGCCCAAAAACCCUCAGGUCCCUCCAGCAUCUGCAGCAGAACCCGAGGCCCAGCCCAGCCAGGCUUCUCCUGGUGCCUGCACCACACCAGAGACCUCUGCAGGGCCCCAGCACCCGCCUGGGUCCGGUGAGACAAACCCGGCUGUGUCUGGCCAGCAGCAGCACUGCUCCACGCUCCCCACACCAUUCCCGGCCGGCGUCGACUUACGCUCUGCCACCGUCCUCGCCAAGAAGGCAGAGAUCGAGCAGUCGUACCAGCAGUUCAGCCUGACCAUCGCCGUGGUGGCCAUGAUGCUGUUGCAGAAGGAGCCCUCGAUGGAGGCGGCGCUGGGGCUGGCGCUCAGGGCCAACCUCCGCCAGUGCCGCCUCUACCACCUGCAGCAGCUGGAGGAGUUCAUCGACACCAUCGACUCGGCCACCGCCAGCCUCUGAUGGCAGCCACCCCCUCCUGCCAGCUGGGUGAGGGUGAUGGGGGCUGUGACAGGGCUGUGACAGCGCUUUGGGGUGCUCAGGAGGGUGCUGAGCCUGCGGGGCAAGCUGGGAGAUGUUGGCAGCCCCACUCGACCUCUUGGAAGAGGGAGGGCAAGCAGGAUAUGUUUGGUUUUAGCCCUGCCCAGACUUCUGAGGGCAGCAAAAGUUUUACUGGGGGGUGAUGGGAGGGAGAGCAGCAGUGCCUCUCCUCCAUUCCUGCUUGCCAGGGAUGUGUCCCCAAACCCCAGUGAGUGUUUUUGGGUUUAAAUCUAAAAUUAAACCGUGUUUUCUUUGCAGCCCUUGCUCUGCCAUUGUUCUGUUCCCGCUCUCCUGGGGCUGUAGGGGAGGGGUCCCACAGCGAACCCCGGCUGUGGCAGAGGGCAGAGACCACCCCUGGGGACCUCCCUGCCCCGGUGACAUUG